UUUUUCGUCACACAAAAACAGAAACAUGAUGGAGCAUCGGAACAAGAGUUUGGAAAAACAAGAAACAGAAGAAGAAUGUGUGGGUGACGAUGAGGAAGAACCGGAGGUUGUCAUACGUACAGCCAUUCACUACCUGAGAGAAUUCGUGACAGCAAAAGGCCACAGCCUUAACAAUGUCACAAGCCUGCCGAACACUCAACUUGCAGAAUACCUCAAAGAGUUCUAUACGUCUGUUAAGAAUCGUGAUGAUGUUCCAGAAUCUAUAUCCCUCAAAUAUAUUAGAGCAGGGCUACAAAGAUACUUUGCAAAGAAAUCAAACAUUGACAUUCUCAGAGAUAAAUCAUUUGAUCACGCUAAUGCGGUUUUUGAUAUAACAAUUAGACAGACACCAAGGAGGUGCCACCGGCUCCUUAUUGAUUCAGAUGACCUGAAACAUAUAUAUCUAGGUCCAGCCAUGAACACAGAUCAACCUGACACACUACAGAACAAGGUUUUCUUUGAUAUAAACCUGUAUAUAUGCAACAGGGGGAAAGAUUUCUUACGAGUAAUGUCCAAGAUUGAUUUCGAAGUUUCGACAGAUACUGAUGGAAGAAAAUAUGUAUGGCUAAAAUAUCACCCUAAAUUUAGCUUCAAAGAAUUAGUUGGAGGGUUAUCAGACAACGAACCAGUCAUGCAAGGUUCACAGGUCGGAGAGAAAAUGUAUGAAAGACCAGGUGACCAUAGGUGUCCUGUUGCAUCUUUUCUGAAGUAUGUUUCCCAUCUUCAUCCAAUGACUGACAUGUUUUGGCAGAGACCGAAGCGUUCCUUUGUAGCAUCAGAUUUGGUCUGGUAUGACAAUACUCCACUUGGAAAUAGUACACUAAGUAAGAUUAUGACAAGGAUGUGUUCCAUGGCUGGCUUAACAGAAAACUACACAAAUCAUGCAAUCAAAAGCACUUACAUCCCACUCAUCGAGAAAAUGUGUAAGGAUGCCCUAAAAAGGUCUACUCUACUUGACCUCAGAAGAAUUAAUUCUCCGUUGACAAGAUCCAAAGGUUCAGAAGAUGCAUGUAUGACAGAUGUGUCAUCUGUUUGUUCCGAUGUUAAAGAUGAGGAGGAGAUUUCAAAUUCUGGAUUGAGGCAGGCAAAAAUGAAAGUAUUGGAAACAGUACAUGGGUUAGAGGUGAAAGACAUACGCACUUUUGUAGACUGGUUAAAGACAUUCCGUGUAGAAUUAGAUGGAGGAGGUUUAGUUGUAAUGUGUAGUCCAGUAGAUCAGUCACGUCAGACUAGUAUGGAUUCCCGCCAAGGAAGUUUUGAUGACCCAAGAUCACGACAAAAUAGCAUGGAUGAUUUCAACAGAAGCAUUGAUUCACCAUCCAGGAAUGACAAUCGUUUGCCAAAUGGCAAUCAGCUCCUAGGAUCAUCGAGUCCAAUCCAACCAAAACGAGGAGUAUCACCUUCACCUCUUAUUAAACCUACAAUAAGCUUGACAAAAGCAGACAGCAUUGAAAAAUCAGACAAGGAAUUUAGUGUUUCGGUCAGACAGUUUGACUUUGAUACAUCUGUGGGAACACAUUGUGCAUCUAUGGAAAAUUUGAAAAUGACGGUGCCUUCCCAAGAUACUGUUUUAAUGACAGGGGUACCAGAAAGUGUACAAGUACUGGUUCACAACAGAGAUGGAUCCCCUAUGAUAUCAGAACCAGUCCAGUCUAGAUUAUUUUAUUCCAGCAAUGAUAUGGAUAUUGCUGUAGUGUCAGCUUUACUGGGAGAGAGGAAUAACCUCAAAAAUAACUUUCCAAAUACAGGUGCAGAGAAAUCAGACUACUAUUCAAAGUUACUAGACAAAUUUAAACCUAUGAAAAAAAGGAGUCUGUCGGACCUGGUUGCAGGGACCAAGAUAGAUGGUGAUGAUGAUCCUGCAAAGAAAAAAUUUGCCUCCACUGAGGGACUGGAACCCAUUCAUGCAUCCAAGGCAACUCAAUCGCAGCCUGUACCAAAGCCUGUAACAAUUAAUACUCAGUUACUACCUGUGAUGGUCUCACAACCAUCUCAGCUACUGCCAAGACACCUUCUACCAUCCAAGUCUAUAAACGCUCAGCCUGUACCCCUGAUGAUUUCUCAUCAUCCAUUAAUGGGAAAUACCCAACCAAUGCCAUUAAUGACAACUGAACCAGUUUCAGUACAUACGCAGUCUAUGUUAACAAAAGCUCCAACUUUUCAACACUUCAUUCCCAACAAAAGUAUGUACAAAAGGGAGGAUAAUCCUGCAUAUUUUCCAGUUCGCCCAGGACUGAUGAAAAUGAAAAUGGAUCCAAAACCAAAAUGAAAAGUUUCCAAUAUCAUUUGUUGGAAGUCUAUUGUUGCAGUGUUGCUGGUAUUUCAUUUUUAGGAGUUCCAGACAGUAACAAGUUUUAGCAGAGAAAGGAUUCAUGGGAUGAGAUCAUUUCAUUUGGGAAAUGAUGGCAAUGUUCUGUGUUUUUAAGAGGUGUGGUCAAUAUUUUUUUCUGUGUUGUACACAGAAGGGCUAAUUUGUUUUCCAUUGUGCGGUAUGUGAAGGUGGGAGGCAGGAAAAAAGACAGUUACAGACAAAAUGUAUGGUUUGCAUUCAGCUUGACAGAAGCAGAAGAGAAAGAUUUAUCAGUGAAUGAAUUUUUUGUGAAGUUUAAAAUGUGAACAAAUAUUCUGUUGUAAGAAUUUAAAGGUGAUUUACUUUGAUUGUGAUAACGAAGUGAUGAUAACAUGAAAUUAUUUUAAAGUAAUGUUGUAGUUACAUGUAGUUUAAGUGUUUACCAUUUGUUUUUAAUGACAGAGAGUGCAAUUAUAAUUUAAAUGAAGGGUUUAUUUUAAGGAGUAAGAAAGAUAUACAUAUUUGUAUAUUAAACUUUUGUUUUCUUGCUUUUGUUUCCAGAUUCUAUUUUUGAUGCUUAUUUUUUGUUAUGGUUAUUGUUGUAUAGUCCAUUUCCUUUUGAUAUUUUUGUAUUUAAGUAAAACAUUUUUAAAUAUUGUCCAUUGUUAAGCAUAUGCAUUUUUAAUAGCAAUUUUGUGUAUUUGUGCUUGAUAUUCAUCUUUUAUGAUGUCAUUUACCUCAAACUGUCCUAAAGUUGUCUGCUUUUUUUUUAAGCCUAACCAUGAAUUAGGAAUUUUGAAGAGUUGAUGUGAUGUUCAAUGUUUGGUACCAUUUAUUUUUUUACUGCAAAUGAAGUGACCGUAGCCAAAAUUUAGAGUUAAUAGUGAGGCAAAAAUCUUUUUUUAAUAGAAUAUAUUUUUUUCAAAUUUUUAAAAGUAGAAAAAUUUAAAUCUCUUUGAAAUUAAGUAACAGUACUUUAGUUGAAGAGUUGCCACCAUCAAUUAGGAAUUUUACCGUCACAACUGCAGUGCAGUUUACUGGUGACACUGAGAAUAUUUCUAUUCUGAGGCAUGACAAAAUUUAAUAGCAUUAAACCUUGAAAAAUGUAUGAAAUACUAAUUUAUUAAAUUCUGUGAAAUUUUAUAAAAGAUUUUGUCGCAUUAAAGGGGCACUAGGUACGAGAUAUAUAAAAAAUCUUAAAUAGGAUUUUUAGACAAGUCAAUAUUUCGUCUUUAGUUACAACAUGUCAGCUAUUGAUUUGACAGUAAAUAAAUAUAGUAACCAAUAAAAAAAAUGUUACACAAAAAAUACAAUAGGAUAAUGACUUAAUGUUUUGAAGAAAAAAGUGAAUUUGUAUAUGAAAUAGCGUUUAUAGAUAUAUCUGCAUUUUUAUGCAAUUUCAAAUUAUUCAGAUACAUAUAUUGUAUAUGAUAAAUAAUGUGAGAGUUCAAAUUAAUGGAUGAUAUUGUAACCUUUGCAUUAGAAGAUUAGCUUUUCAAAGGAAAGUCAUUCUUAUUCAUUAAGAACUUAAAAAUCGACAUUUAUUUAAUGUAUGCAGGCUAUCCUUAGAAUUCUGUAACAUUGUUAUUCUUGAUAUUUAUUACAAUUUACUAGCAUAUAUAUAUUUAUAUUUUGUAAUUUUUUCUUUUGCUUUGUCAUAAUUACAUGUUUUGUACUUUUCAUCUUCCUGUAUUCUAUCUUUUUAUUUACUUGAUUCAUAAUGUAAGAGUGCAUGAAAAAAUGCUCUGCACAAAAAAAGGUUUAUUUUCCUAAUGAUGUUCUCAAAGUACAAUUGUUCAAUCAACAAGGUUCACUUCUUAGUUUAAUAAAUUGAUCACAGAUAUAUUCAUAAAACUAUUCAGUAAGAAUUGGAUGGUAUCUUCAAUCUAUGUUAACAUUUGAAAAUAUUUAUUUAAGUCUGCAUGAUAAAAAUAUUUAAAUUAAUUAUAAUUUGAAAAUGCCAGAUUUUUGUCUCGCCUUGAUGGAGUCAAUAAGCGAGACAUAUGUAUGAUGUUUCCGGCGGCGUCAACAAUGUAUUAGUUUGUGAUUAGGUCUAGUUUAUGGUGAACCACUAGUGGUGGGUCAAUGAUAUUUGGUAUGCAGUUGUAUUAGCAUUGGCACAUCUCAUUACCAUGGAGAUUAUUUGGCCCCACCCCCUCUGUCAAGGUCUAUUGACUUUGAAACUUUUCAUAGUUUACAUGUAUUAGUUUGUGAUUAGGUCAAUUUAUGGGGAACCACUAGUGGUAUGUCAAUGAUAUUUGGUAUGCAGUUGUAUAAGCAUUGGCAUAUCUCAUUUCCAUGGAGAUUAUUUGGCUCAGCGCCCUUAGUCAUGGUCUAAAGACUGAAAAUCUUGCUGAGUUAACAUGUAUUUGUUUGUGAUUAGGUCAGUUCAAGGGGAACCAUUAGUGAUAGGCCAAUGUUAAUUGGUGGUCAGUUGUAUAAGCAUUAGCACAUCUCAUUUCCAUGGAGAAUAUUUGGCCCCGCCCCCUCAGUCAUGGUCUAUUUACUUUGAAACUUUUGCUUAGUUUACAUGUAUUAGUUUGUGAUUAGAUCAGUUUAAGAUGAACUGCUAAUGUUAAGUCAAUGAUAUUUGGUAUGCAAAUUUAUUGGCAUUUGCAAGUAUCGUUUCCAUGGAGGUUAUAUAGCCCCACCCCUGGUCAUGGUUCGUUGACUUUGAAACUUUUACAUAGUUUACAAGUUAAUGUUUGUGUUUAGGUUUGUUUAAAGGGAACUACUUAUAAUAAGUCAAUGGUAUUUGGUAUGCAGUUGUAUUAGCAUUGGCACAUCUCAUUCCAUGGAGAUUGUUUAGCCAUGUACCUCAGUCAUGGUUCAUCGACUUUGAAUAUUUGCAUAACUUACAUGUUAAAGUAUUGCUAUUUUAAUUUCAACAUUUGCAUUAUCAAAAUUACAAAAAGGCGAGACAUAUCUCUGUGAUAGCAGUUUAUUAUAAAGAAUGGCCAUCCAUCUGACUUAUUGAUCAAGUUUCAGCAUCUUUUAAUGAACAUGUCGGUGUAAAUAAAGAUUCAUUAACUUUUGAUGAGUGUUUCUGUAUAACUUGCGAUCAUUUUUUAGUCGUAAAGAUUUAUUGUGCAAAGAGCAACAGAUUUUAUUUUAAAUUGAGACUUCUUUUUUAUGUAGUAAUUAUAUACAGUUGAUAGAUAUUGACCCCAAACAUAUGUAAGCUGGGUAAGGGCACUAAAAUACAGUUCUAAAAAUAGAUGAUAUACAAAAUUUCAUUUUGUAUAUGAUCAUAAAAAUAAUAUGUAAAAAAAUAUUUGUAAAAGCCUAUUCCUUCUAUUGAAAAUUAUAUUUGUUCAAAGAUGUAUUAUAUAUGGUCAUAUAGAUAUUAAAUUGAAACAAUGCACUGAAAUGUUUAAUUUUGUUGACUUGAAAAGUCCUAGGCCAUGGAUCUAUUGGUACAUGAUGUGCUAUGAACCAUUGAAUAUUUCAGAUGGAAAUUUGAAAUACGCAAUUUUUAAUCCCUUGAAAAAUCUUUUGAAGGUGUGAUUAUGAAUUUAUAAUACUGACAUCUCAGCAUUGAUAUAAUUUUGAUAUAAUUUCAUCACCUCACAAUAAUGUAAUGCUUAAUUCAACAUUAUAAAAAACCUGAAAAUGUUAAAAAUAGGUAGUUAAUGAACUUUGCAAUAUUGGAAUAGAUUUACAGAUAAAAGAUUCAAAAUUUGUAAAUUUUUCAUGUUUGAAUAUUUAAAAUAUUUUGGUCUAGUGUAUGUUAUUUGCAUAUGUGAUUCUUUUAACAUUGUUCAGGAGGAUUAAAUACUCAGUGUUUAACUAAAAAAGUGAUUAAUCAGCACUUUCUUAUUGCAUAGAAAUUUGGUUUUCAUUCUUUUUUUCAUUUCCAUAUAAGGCAAUUUAUAAAUCAAGGAAAGAUUCAUAUAGAUGAAUUAAUUUUUUGCUAGUUUUUGAGAAGUGAUAACUUGUGAUGAGGUCAUGGAGGUGUUAGACAGUAAGUUUACUAUAUAUGCAAAUUGUAUUGUAAAGAAAUCCUGUUAAAUACUAGGAUAUAUUUCAAUUAUGAUAGGAGAAUCAAUAAGGAUUGAAUAAUCUUAUAUUCUGUCAGCAUAAAACCUGUCAAACCUACAUGUAUCCUAGAGAAUUACCAUAGUUCACUAGUCAUGAAAAAAAUAGUCACAAAGAGCUUUAUUACUUACCUUUACCGUGGGUAUUAUUCACUAUUAUUUGCUUUGAAAAAAAAAAUCUCUCUAUUAGAAAAUAACUAAUAAAGUACAGAUCAAGUUUUAUUGUUGGAGUCUUAGCUUGAAUAUGUAUGGAGAUAUCUUUUCAAAAUCACCAAGAUUUUUAUAAGUCUGGAAUUGUUUUGAUAUGCUGUACAAGAAGUGUACCUUCUGCAUUUUAAUGAAUUUUUAACAUAUAUAGUAGGGCAUGGUGUAAAAUAACAAUGAAACAAUAUGCAGUUUGUUGAAGUUGAGGUAUUGUUUUGCAUUUUAAUUUUAUUUCAAAUAAACUGGUUUAUUUUGUUUUGAUGUUGUACAAGAAUUUUUAGAGAUGGUCCUUUAUCAUUAAUGUUCUAAUGUCAUUCACUUUUUUAUGUGUGGUAUAUGGUUACCAAGCAUUCCUUCAUGUUUAUAAACAUAUGUACAUUUACUUUGUUGUGCUUAAACAUUUAAGCAAAUUUGUAAUCAAUUUUUAAUUCUCAUUUUCAUUUGAUGGAUUGGUGAUUAGAGAUUGAAUUUUAUGAUAGAUUGAUAAUCAAUGUAGUAAAGUGAAAUUAAAGAAUUUACUAUAUGAUAGAGUAUUGUAAACAGUAAUAUAUAUAUAUAAUGCAUUUUUUACUUGACAAUGGCUUAUAUAAGUUGUUUACCUUCGACUGGAGUGUAUUUAUUUUACCCUUGUUGAUAAGAUACAGAAUAGUUGUUAAGUAUAAAUUUAUUAAUUUGAUGUUGCAAACUUUUAGGCAGAGUAUGUAUUUUAAUAUCAAAGGUAUACUGUAAAUUUAGAAAUUAUUGCAAUGUUUUUAUUAAUAAGAAAAAUGCGAAAGUAUCAAGUUCGCAAUAAUAUAAACUCACAUUAAUAAUUUCAGUAGUGAUUUCCCUGCAUGAAUUUUUUGCAAUUGCGUGAAGUAGAUUUCACAAUUCUUCAGAGGCCCAGGAUUCUUACUAAUAAAUUAAUGCAUUAAUUUCUGAUUUUACAGUAUAUAUUUUAGUUGACAGCAUUAACUUUUCUUGUUAGAAGCCUAUUAAUCUUGUAAAGACCAUAUAUAGGUCGUAUGUUUGUAUUCUGUUCAUCUUAUAGGUCUGGUUAUUUAAUAGAAUGUGGAAGAAAUGCACAGAUUUAUCUGACAAGAGAAACAGACUUGACUCUAUUUAUAGGGCAGAACAAGACCCUUUGAUUGGAAUGUAUUAUGCAUUUGUUAUAGAAUUCGUUCGGUUUUAAUAUUCCAUUUUACUGUUAUAUUUUCCUGAUUGUAAAAAGAUUUGACGAGGAUAACUCUCAUUACGAAUUGACAAUAGGAUCAAUAUCACCAAAUAUGAAGAUACUCCACACUGUCAGUUGAUAUAGGUGCUGUUUGAAAUUUAUAAAUUUUUAGAAUCAAUUUUUCUGAAUCUAAAGAAUGUUAUAGAUGAGUUUCCUGAAUCUUUAGAAUAUUAUAUUUAAAUUUCCAGAAUCUUUAAAAUAUGAGACCUAAAUUUUCUUCAAAAAUUUACAGUAAACUCAAUUAUGAUAUAUAGAGUUUCAUGCAUACAAUGCUGGGCUCUCACAAACUACUGAUUGUUCCAUAUUGCAUGGAAUUGUCCUAAACUUAAAGAAAAAGGACACAUUAGCAAUAUUUUCUUCUCAAGAUAUUUCAUAGGAAGUAAUUCCAAUUAAUAAAGGAUAUAAAGCAAUCCUCGAUAAAAACUUGAAAUCAGGAAAAUAUAACAUAAAUGGUGCAAGACAUGAUACCGGUGAAACCAUAAACAGUUGAUAUACUGGAAAUGUUAUUAUUUGUAUACACAUAAUAUUUUUUAUUUUUUGAUGUUUGAAAAAUAUGAACCUGCACUUCCUAAUAUACAGAAGUUAGGCACAAAUUAUUAUAUUGGUGAUUAACUCUUAUAGAAUUAAUUGGAGUAGCUAUAUUAUAUUUUGUUAUUUGGUUUGUGAUUUUUAUUUCUCACCACUAAUUAAUUUUUUUUUUUAAUUACUGCAAUUGUAAAGUACAUGUACUCCUUACUAGUCCAGUUUUCAAGCAAAAUUCUUAAAAUUCUUAAAUUGUCAAAAAUAUAUUAAUGGUAUGGUCAAAUUGAUAUUAUAAUGUUUAGUAUGAAUAUAAAGUCUACACAAAUCUGUAUUUCGUGGGACUUAAAACGAUUGAAAUAAAUUUUGAACCCGGUUGACCUUACGACAAUCACUUUUGGUCUGUGAUGUCAGACAUUUUCUGUUGCUACACAAAAAAAUAAAAAAAAACGAUUUUUCUUUUAAACUACUGACAAAUCAAGAUUGGUGUAUGAUUUUAUGUUGUCAUAAUCUGAUAUUGAAAUUAGAAAAGGUUACUACAUUUUGUAGUAAUUUAUGCGUAGAUAUUUAAAAAUUCAAGUGUAGUAACAGCUUUUACAGAAUGUUAAAAUAUUUUAACACGUUAGUUUCGAGACAAGUCAUUUUGUGACAAACUAUCUUCUCUCUAUUUCUAGAAACAAAACGGCUGUAAAGCAUUUAAGUAUUUAUGUCCCAAAAAACAACGGUGUUUAUAUAUAAAAACAAUAUUGCUGUUUUCCCAUGUAAUUCACUCAGAUUAUAUAGAUAAUUAAUUAAUAAAGUACUUUUGUAAUAUUCCAUAUUGUAGUAAUGUUCAAAUGACUGAUUGUAAAUGUGUUAUUAUUAGGCUGAAAUUUUCAUUUGCCACAAUUUUAAGAUAAAUUAUAACAGCUCCAUAUAUGUUAUUGCUGUAUGUAACUGGAAAACUAAAGACAAUUUUAGCUACAACACAAUCUCAACAAUUAGGCAAUGGUGUGACAGUUAGGUAUAACACAGAUUGCCUCAAAGUGGAUCAUUUUUUUGCGAGAUUGAUCAUAAAUUUUCUAAUUGUAACUAUUUCCCCCUUAACAAACAUCAAUCAAUCAAUCUUAUUAUAAUUUAAUGGUAUAAUGAAAAUUAUGAGAAAUGUGAUGCACUGAUAAAAAAAUCCAUUGUCCCUAUGAAAUGGUGAUAAAACCAGUCUAAUACAACCACAAGGUUAUCAUUUUGAUUCAAUAAACAUCAAAUCAAUAAUUUCAUUUGGGAAUUUUGCAGUUGAAAAAUGCCAUUAUGUUCUUUAGAUAAUUCUUCUCAAAAAAAGAAGACUUGUUAACAUGUAGCUUUUUUAUAUUUCUUUGCUUAUAACAAUUAUACCUCAUCACUGAAGAGCUUGCUAAAAAGGAAGUCUUUUUUUUAGAAGUGCCACACCUUUGUCAUUUUUUCUCUAGAUAUUAAAAGGAAAUGUUAGCUGUUGAUUAGGUUCAGUAUAUGUUUUAUUUGAUUUAUACUGCCUUUGAAUAUUGUAUAUUUAGAUCAUACUAGCAUACUUAUUGGAUAAAUUGAAAAAGUUUGAAGGAAGAUUUAAAAAAACAGUGCCUAAACAGUUGUUUUUCCUGUUAGUUUGUGAAGCAUUUGUAUAACUAUACUGAUAGUCAUAUACAGUUACAUAUCCUGUUCCCAAACCAUUGUUAAUUUGUUUGAUAUUGGUAAAUAAUAUAACUGCCACAGUUCAGGAAACUUUGGAUAUACUCAUUUGACACAGUAAGCAUUCAGAAAUUAGUUGAGCAAUGAGUAAAACUAUAUCAAAUAGAAUAUUAAGCACAUAUUCCCUUUCACUUUGUACUUCUUUUAUUAUUUUUUGUUUAGAACAAUUUUGAGGAGGAGGGUACAUGUACUUUGCAAUUGAUGCAUGUCAAUAAGUCUUGACCUUGUAAAUCAGAGAGAAAUGGAUAUCCAUACUUUCACAUCUAUUCUGAAAACUUAACUUCACAACUUGAGAACCUCUGUGGCCAAGUGGUCUAAGUAGUUCAUCUACAGUUUUCACCAGCCUGUCAACACUGUCUUGAGUUUGAAUCCUGUUCGUGCAGUUGCAAGUACAUUUAUUCCUCCUGAAGGUCAGUGGUUAUCUCCAGGUAUUCUGGCUUCCUCCACCAAUACAAAAUGGCUGCAACGUUAUAAUUAGGAGUGCUGAAAGUGGUGUUAAACACCAACAAUCAAUCGCACAAUGUGAAGUAGAUAUAGCUAGUUUGGGAAGUCUGAUUUCUUGCUAAAUCUACUCUAGGUCUUUAACACAAUUUGAAUUACAGAGAAAUACAUGAUACUUUUAAUACUAAUUAUAUACAAAAUUUCAAGAGGAUACCAAAUGUGUAAUCUAAAAUCACAAGUUUAAGAAAGACAAGACAACAACAUUGCAAAAUUGAAAAAAAAAGACAUCAACAAUACACAUAACUAAAGACUGAGCAACAUGAACCCCACAAAAACUGUAGAUGUUAACUUGUUUAAACAUACAUGUUUGUGUUUGUUGUAAUACAGAAGUUUAGGGUUUAAGAAAACCUAACUAGAUUAAACGAUUUUUUUAAUGGCUUUUUAUAUCUUUUCCCUUUUGCAUUCCAGGAUUCUUUUUAUUAUUCUCCUUCAAUGAUUAAAAUAUUGAUAGACAUACAUUUUUGAGGCAAAUUAUGCAUUUCUGAGAAUGAUUUACAUUAUUAGUGGUUACUUUGUACACUGUGUUGUUAUUUUCAUAUUUUUCUAUCCAAGAAAUCCUACAUUGUCAAAAUUGUUAUCAAUAAAGCUAUGCCUUCAAUCA
Molecule: messenger RNA, 11105 nt
Organism: Mytilus californianus (California mussel)
Lineage: Eukaryota; Metazoa; Mollusca; Bivalvia; Mytilida; Mytilidae
Exons: 4
Coding region: 26-2308 (760 amino acids)
Source: RefSeq, a predicted model, not a curated record